UCACCCCAGACCUGCUGAUGACCCCCAGUGACCAGGGUGAUGUCGACCUGGACGUGGACUUUGCUGCAGACCGGGGGAACUGGACAGGCAAGCUGGACUUCCUGCUGUCCUGCAUUGGCUACUGCGUGGGCCUGGGGAACGUCUGGCGUUUCCCCUAUCGCGCCUAUACCAAUGGAGGAGGCGCCUUCCUCGUGCCGUACUUCCUCAUGCUGGCCAUCUGUGGCAUCCCCCUCUUCUUCCUUGAGCUCUCCCUGGGCCAGUUCUCCAGCCUGGGACCCCUGGCCGUCUGGAAAAUCAGCCCCCUCUUCAAAGGUGCCGGCGCGGCCAUGCUGCUCAUCGUAGGCCUGGUGGCUAUCUACUACAACAUGAUCAUCGCCUACGUCCUCUUCUACCUCUUCGCCUCCCUCACCAGCAACCUGCCCUGGGAGCACUGUGGCAACUGGUGGAACACAGACCUCUGCGUUGAGCACAGGAGCUCCAAGGAUGGCAAUGGGGCCCUGCCCCUCAACUUCACCAGCACCGUCAGCCCCAGCGAGGAGUACUGGAGCCGCUACGUCCUCCACAUCCAAGGCAGCCAGGGCAUCGGCAGUCCUGGGGAGAUUCGUUGGAACCUCUGCCUCUGCCUGCUGCUGGCCUGGGUCAUCGUGUUCCUUUGUAUCCUCAAGGGGGUGAAGUCCUCGGGCAAGGUGGUGUAUUUCACGGCCACGUUCCCCUAUCUCAUCCUGCUCAUGCUGCUGGUCCGCGGAGUCACCCUCCCUGGGGCCUGGAAGGGCAUCCAGUUCUAUCUCACCCCCCAGUUCCACCACCUGUUGUCUUCCAAGGUAUGGAUCGAAGCUGCUCUUCAGAUCUUCUACUCUCUGGGUGUGGGCUUUGGGGGACUACUCACCUUUGCUUCAUACAACACAUUUCACCAGAACAUCUAUAGAGACACCUUCAUCGUCACUCUGGGCAAUGCCAUCACCAGCAUCCUGGCUGGCUUUGCCAUCUUCUCUGUGCUGGGCUAUAUGUCUCAGGAGCUGGGUGUACCUGUGGACCAAGUAGCCAAAGCAGGCCCCGGCCUGGCCUUUGUUGUCUACCCGCAGGCCAUGACCAUGCUGCCUCUGUCGCCCUUCUGGUCCUUCCUGUUUUUCUUCAUGCUUCUGACUCUCGGCUUGGACAGCCAGUUUGCUUUUCUGGAGACCAUUGUGACAGCUGUGACAGAUGAGUUCCCAUACUACCUGAGGCCCAAGAAGGUGGUGUUCUCGGGGCUCAUCUGCGUGGCCAUGUACCUGAUGGGGCUGAUCCUCACCACCGAGGGGGGCAUGUACUGGCUGGUCCUUCUGGAUGACUACAGCGCUAGCUUCGGGCUAAUGGUGGUGGUGAUCACCACGUGCCUCGCCGUUACCCGGGUGUAUGGUAUCCGGAGGUUCUGCCGAGACAUCCACAUGAUGCUGGGUUUCAAGCCGGGCCUCUACUUCAGGGCCUGCUGGCUGUUCCUGUCCCCGGCCACGCUCCUGGCUCUGCUGGUGUACAGCAUCGUCAAGUACCAGCCCUCAGAGUAUGGCAGCUACCGCUUCCCUGCCUGGGCCGAGCUGCUGGGUAUCCUCAUGGGCCUGCUGUCCUGCCUCAUGAUCCCAGCUGGCAUGCUGGUGGCUGUGCUUCAAGAGGAAGGCUCGCUCUGGGAGCGGCUCCAGCAGGCCAGCCGGCCGGCCAUGGACUGGGGCCCAUCGCUGGAGGAGAACCGGACCGGCAUGUAUGUGGCCACCCUGGCCGGUAGCCAGUCACCCAAGCCACUGAUGGUGCACAUGCGCAAGUACGGGGGCAUCACCAGCUUCGAGAACACGGCCAUCGAGGUGGACCGCGAGAUCGCUGAAGAGGAGGAAUCUAUGAUGUGAGGCCGAGGCAGGCGGAGAGAAGGCCCUGCCUAGGACCUCACGGUCCCUUCCUGGGGGCUUGUAAGGGGCAGACUGCCCUCUGGGGUUCUGAGAGGCUCUGGGAGGUUGCCACGGCAAUGCCAGUUCCCCAGGGCAAGUCCCUCCUUGUGGCCUCUGCCUCUCCUGAAACCUGUCAACCCCCUGCACACGCACGUGCACAGACCCAUUCAAAGCUGAGAAUGAUCCAGUAGAGCUCUCACUUUGCAGAUGGACAAAUUGAGACCAAGGAGGAAGAGACUUGCCCAAGGUCACAUGGCAGAGAGGACUUGACCCCAGGUCUUCUGACCAGCCACCUCCCUUUUCCAUGGGGCAGCUGGCACCACUGUCUCAUCUGUGUUCAGGGCCCACACCUCUCCCUUUUCUCAGGGAGCCAGUCCCCCACACUUCAACACAACCAGAAUCUUGAGCCGGGGCAGGAAGGUUCAGGGCAGUGAGGGUCCCGAGGCCCUGGGGAUUGAAGGUCAGUAAGCCAAGUGGGGAGAAAGAUCCCUGUGGGUCCAUAUGUGCAGGCCUGGUUUCUCAAAGGAGGCGGGAGCUGAGGGCCCUGGAGAAUGGGGCAGGUUUGCAGAGAGAGAGGAAGAGGAGGGCAGGGUGGGGAGGGCCUCUGGUCCAGGAGCUGCCUGGUUGGGACAGAGACCCAGAGUGGUUGGAGACAUUGGUGUUGCCAGGUUAUAAGAGGGUUUAAGUCAGAUGAAGAAUAACAGGGAGUGGGGAGCCAGGAGAAACGGUGUGGGCGGGGGAUUUGCAUGAUACAGAAUAUCUGGGUCUGGGUCUGUGCAGGGUGGAUUAGAGGGGGACAAGGUGGAGGUGGGAGGCCUGUGGAGGACAGGCAAGAGGUACUGAUGGCUUGAGCUAGGGCAUUGGGGUGGGGUGGGGAAAGAAAGGAGGAGCCAAUGCUUUAGAGAAGAGCCACCCCUUCACCUGCUGGACCCCGUGCCCGCCGUGGCAGGGAGGGUUGUGCUGCACAAGCUGUAGAGAUGGGAACGAGGGGUCGUUGUCAGGAACCGAGGCCCCUCUCUUCCUUUCUCCCUGCCCUGCCGGCCCUCAUUGUCUCCUCCAGCUCCAGGUGCUGCUGGCAAGUUGGCCUUGGCUGUGGAUGACCAGGGCAACCAAGAGCAUCAGAGAUGGUCCAAACACAAGGCUGUCUGGUCCUGAUGCUGCCCACUCUGCUCCAGGGUGCAGGUCCCAGGGCCUGGCAUGGGGGUGGAGGGAAAGAAGCAAGGACAGCUCGCAGUACCUGGGGUCCCUGAGAGAUGGGGGUUUGGGUGCAGAGACACCUGUGCAGGUCUCCUGCACACAGUGUCCUCCAAUGGGGCAGGACACCCUGUGCCACUGUGGCCAGCCUCUGUGCCAUGUCUCCUGGUGUUUCCCCAACCCAUCUGUGUUCUGUUAGUUUAUUGUUAAUAAACACCAAAUGAGGUCAUCCUCCUUA
This is a messenger RNA of Galeopterus variegatus (Sunda flying lemur), 3345 nucleotides long. RefSeq names its product solute carrier family 6 (neurotransmitter transporter), member 7 (gene SLC6A7). Gene Ontology annotation, molecular function: L-proline transmembrane transporter activity. Gene Ontology annotation, biological process: sodium ion transmembrane transport. Gene Ontology annotation, cellular component: membrane. Lineage: Eukaryota; Metazoa; Chordata; Mammalia; Dermoptera; Cynocephalidae. The transcript is spliced from 13 exons. The record is from RefSeq and is a predicted model, not a curated record. The coding region runs from base 18 to 1874 and encodes 618 amino acids.